UAGCCGGCUGGUAGCGGACCUAUGUAACGGAUCCGCAGGCAGCACAGCCUGGAACUCCAGCUAGCCCGACCAGGAGCAGUUCGUUUGGUCUUUGUUGCUUCGCCUACAAGUGGACGUUUGCAGCCGGUUUCUGAGGUCGCUCCUGCCGACACUGUCUUCAGAUAAAACGUUUAAAGCAUGUCCCGGGAGAGGCAGGCGGUGGAUACAGCCCGCAGGGCUUUCCUUACUGGGAGGUCCAUACCUCUAGAGCACAGAAUCCACCAGCUGAAAUCUCUACAGCGUUUCCUGGUGGAGCGACAAAAGGACAUCGCUCUGGCCCUCAAGAAAGACCUCCACAAGAGUGAGCAUGGAACACCUCUAUACGAAACGAUGGGUCUGGAGGGUGAGAUCUCACUGGCCGUAGACCGGCUGGCAGAGUGGACGGCGCCACAGCCGGUGGAGAAAACCCUACUCACCAUUUCAGACAAGGUGUACAUCCGGCCCGAGCCACUGGGAGUGGUACUGAUCAUCGGGGCUUGGAACUAUCCCUGGGCAGUGACCAUCCAGCCCCUCAUUGGAGCCAUUGCCGCAGGUAAUGCUGCGGUAGUGAAGCCGUCGGAGGUCAGCGCUCAUACUGCCAAGGUGAUGGAGGAGCUCCUCCCCCUCUACCUUGACAAGGAGCUGUACCCCGUGGUGACAGGUGGGGUUCAGGAGACCCAGGAGCUGCUGAAGCAGCGCUUCGACCACAUCUUCUAUACAGGGAACAGCACAGUGGGUAAAGUUGUGAUGGAGGCUGCUUCCCGCCACCUCACCCCCGUCACCCUGGAGUUAGGGGGUAAAAGCCCCUGCUACAUCGACAAAUGCUGCGACCUUGCCAUUGCUUGCCGCCGCAUUACUUGGGGUAAAUUUACCAACUGCGGUCAGACAUGCAUCGCCCCAGACUACAUUCUGUGUAACCCCUCCAUCCAGGACAGAGUGAUAGAGGAAAUCAGGAAGGCAGUGAAGGAGUUCUACACAGAUGACCCGAAGACGUGUGCCGAUUAUGGCCGCGUCAUUAACGCACGGCACUUCAAGAGGGUGAUGGCAAUGAUGGAGGACAGCAAGGUGGCCCUGGGCGGGGAGAAUGAAGAGUCCCAGUGCUACAUUGCUCCUACGGUGUUGAGGGAUGUGAAGGCUGAGGCCAAGGUGAUGCAGGAAGAAAUCUUUGGGCCUUUGCUACCCAUAGUGCCAGUCAGUGGUGUCGAUGAAGCCAUCCACUUCAUCAAGGAGAGGGAGAAGCCACUGACUCUCUAUGUCUUUUCUUCAGACAACAAGCUGAUCCAGCGGCUGAUUGCCGAGACGUCCAGUGGGGGCGUCCUGGCCAACGACUGUCUAGUGCAGUACUCUGUCAGCGCACUGCCCUUUGGAGGAGUGGGCAACAGUGGGAUUGGCACCUACCAUGGCAAGCACACCUUUGACCGACUGAGCCAUUUAAAGAGCUGCCUGGUGAAGUCGCUGGCCAUGGAGAGCCUGAACAAGAUGCGCUACCCACCCCAUACGGCGGAAAAGCUGGGCUGGGCUCGCUUCUUCAUCCUCAAGCAGGUUAACGUGAGCCAUUUAGGGUGGCUGGCCAAGAUGGCCCUGCUGGCUAUAAUCGCCGCUGUCGUGCUUCAGAGGGUUUUGUGGUGAGGCAGCUGCCAUCUGCUGAUUAUUUGCAACCAGGACCAGAUGCUGAUGUAACUGCUAUAUCUUCCACCAGUGUUACCAGAACACUGUGGCACGCUUGAAACUGUUUGAAAAUGUUUUAUUAAUUUUUUAAUUGUGCUGUAUUGCACAAAGGAAAAAAGGCCUUGAAUGUUUUAGCUCGAUUUUGCUUACGUCUUUAACAUUCUUGUGCUUUCAGGCCUCUGCCUCCAUAAAUCGGUUUUAAGGAAGGAGUGACAUUUGCUUCUCUGACCCAUAUCUGUUGUUCUUAUAUCAGAAAGUCUGUUUGUUUCCAUUAGGGUGACCAGAUAAUCCAUGUCAGGCAGGACACUUUGAGCUGCUUCAGGUUUUACAAACUACUUUAAAACUGAAAGGCUUCAGUGCUAAAUAGCUCAGUUGUUCAGUGGUCCAGUGACUGGUUUGUUUCCUUGACUGAAAGACUCAUCCAGCUGUUUCACACAUUAUCCAACUCAUCCAGCUGUUUCUAACAUUAGUGACAUGCAUGAUUAUAGGAGACUGACCAAUCAGCAUGCAGCAAGAAUUCAUUGCUUAAGAGAAAUCUAACUUAGCUGCCUAUCUUGGCCAGGUCUCCCUUGCAAAAGAGAUUUUUAAUCUCAAUGGGCUUCUCCUGGUUAAAUAAAGGAUAUAAAUAAAUAAAUCUGGGUGCUUUUAGCUGAAAUGGUAGUUUACAAACCCUGUCCUAGCUCGAAGGGUCCUCCCUGACAUUGAUUAUCUGGUCACCCUGGAUUCCAUGAGGGAUCGAGGAAUCACUACUGAAUUGGAUGUGCCAAAACCCUGAGUUGUGUAUUGUGGGAACAAGGAGGAGGUCCAGAAAUCCACGAGAACCUGCUCAUUCAGGCCUGAGAUCACACUAGGGCUGGCCACCCUUAUGCUGUGGCACAGGGAGUAGUUUCUUACAAAACCCUUAUCACAGGGGUGAGCAAUCGUAUUCACAAAGGGCCAGUGUGUGUGCAGGUUUUUGGGAUAACCUUUAGGUCAGCUGUUCGAACCCAGGUGCGAGGACUUUUCAGCCAAUCAGUCCUCUAAUUGAUAGUCUAACUGGGGAGUUGCAGCGAAAACCCGCAAACACAAUGGUCCUUUCUGGAUAAGAUUACCCACCCCUGCCUUAUCAGAACAUGGGCUACUCUUUUGUAAACAGUAUUGAACACAACCAGCUCCCAUAUUAUUUGAUUUUAUUGCAUUUUUGAUGCAGUAAAAAUAGCUUUGGCUCCCAUGUCCAGACUUGGCUUAGGUAAAAGCUGCAACAGUAAUAUUUAAUUCAGGGAAAAAUAACUCAUUUUAAUGUGCCUGUUCGUCUUUAUGAUGGCAAUACUAUGCAGUUUUCAUUCCUGACACACAAUUUCAUUUUUUCAUGAAUCCUCCUCUUUUACUCUAAUGGAUUUUAGAGUACGUAAAGCAUUCAGAUGUUUACUGCAUUGUAACCUGUUUCAUUUCAAUAAAUUUGAUAAUCCCUAAAAA
Molecule: messenger RNA, 3141 nt
Organism: Paramormyrops kingsleyae
Lineage: Eukaryota; Metazoa; Chordata; Actinopteri; Osteoglossiformes; Mormyridae
Product: aldehyde dehydrogenase family 3 member A2-like
Biological process (GO): aldehyde metabolic process
Cellular component (GO): cytoplasm
Molecular function (GO): aldehyde dehydrogenase (NAD+) activity; 3-chloroallyl aldehyde dehydrogenase activity
Source: RefSeq, a predicted model, not a curated record